UGGGGCACAAGGGUGCAAGGGGAUAUAUUCUGAGCCGAUGAGGAAGUGCCUCCAGAUGCUGAUUUCCUGAGUGUAGGCUGAAGCUAGCAGGAGCCAUGAAAGGCAUCCAUCUGGUCCUGCUGGCCGUGCUGCUGUGCUCCCAGCAAGCCCUGAGCCUGCGGUGCUACAGCUGCGCUGAUGUUGAGAACAUCAACAAGUGCCAGCUUAUCUUUUCAUGUGCCCCGACACCAAGUGUCUGCUACAAGGGCAGCAUGACAUUCACCACGGCCACUGGGGAGACAGGCACAAUACACGCUAAGGGUUGUGCCCCUUCCUGCCAGGAAGCUUCCCAGGCGAUGCAGCAGAUUUCGAAUCUAUCCAACCCAGCGUUCAACCUAGAAGUGCGGGAUGUGGCCUGCUGUGAAAAGGACCUCUGUAACGGGGUGGCCCAGGUGGCGCGCAGCCUCUGGGCCCUGGCUGGGGGGCUCCUGCUCAGCCUGGGGCCUGCCCUCCUCUGGGCCCGGCUGUGAGGACCCCUGGGACUCAGACACCAAGUUGAGGGGGGAGCAUCCUUACUGAUCGUACUUCCAUGUGGCAUUCACAGCAGCUCCCACCUCAAGCUCGCUCUCUCAUGCACAUGCACACACAUGUACACACACGCACAAGCAGUCACUCACAUGCACAUACACUCAUACGCAUGCGCUCACACGCAUCCACACACACGCUCAGACCCAUGAGUUCUCGCAAGCGUAGGCUAUGCUUGGACUCCUCCUCCUGCUAUAGCUGGGACCCAGAGGCCCAGGGAAGGACGCGGGCAGCCUCCACCCUCUGCUGACCCUCGGCCACUCCUGCCCACCCAUCUGGCCAGCCCCAGCCCCAAGCCCACCGCCCUGCUAUGCCAACAGGCCUGUCACACUUUGCGAACACCAUCAAUCAACCACAGACUCAAGAUGCAGAGACUGCCGAGCCCCGGCUGGACAGGGGCUGCUAGGACAGCGGAGCCCACAGCCCCUCCAGCGGGUCCUCUGCAGAGCGCCCACGGCAGUCAGUAGACAAUAAAUGCUCUUCAGCCCCCC
Messenger RNA from Equus caballus (horse), 1055 nucleotides. RefSeq names its product lymphocyte antigen 6H. Gene Ontology annotation, biological process: acetylcholine receptor signaling pathway. Gene Ontology annotation, molecular function: acetylcholine receptor inhibitor activity; acetylcholine receptor binding. Lineage: Eukaryota; Metazoa; Chordata; Mammalia; Perissodactyla; Equidae. Gene Ontology annotation, cellular component: plasma membrane. The record is from RefSeq and is a predicted model, not a curated record.